This is a messenger RNA of Sphenostylis stenocarpa, 168 nucleotides long. The record is from the annotation of a GenBank genome assembly. NCBI's taxonomy places the organism in Eukaryota, Viridiplantae, Streptophyta, Magnoliopsida, Fabales, Fabaceae.
AUGGUUGCCAAAUGGAUGGUUUUUGAAGGGAAUGUUAAUUUAAAGCCAAAUCGAGUGAUUGUACAGAUCAGUAAAAAGAAAUUAGUUGGUCAUUGGUGCAUGGAAUUUGAAGGUGGGGAAAAGGCAUCAAGUGAAACCCACCGCUACCCCAGGCCACCAGUUGAGUAG